GAGUAUGCCAAAUAAAUAGCAGCGUUUAACAACACUGCAAGCGACACUGACAAAAGAAGCAAAACAUCAGCGGCAUAAUUCAACAAACAAAAUUAUUGUGCGCGCAAUUUCGAAUUGGGCCAUGACCACAGCCCCAACGUGAUAAAGAAAACGCAGCGGAAAUUAAACAAUGCGUUCGUGGCGCAAUCGUUGGCUAUGGACAGUGCUGGUGUCGAUUAUCUGGCUGUGCACCAUCGCCGUGCUGUAUUUGUAUUUAACGCGCCGGGAAUCGCCAAGGAUUCGGAAUGCGGUGCAUGAGUUGCUCUGGUGGACGGAUGAUCUUCACUGGAAUUACGAUGAGAUGCGCCACUGUGGCUUCGAUACUUGCCGCGUCACCAACAAUCACAAACGUCUGCACGAGGCGCGCGCAAUUCUUUUCUAUGGCUCCAAUAUGAAGGUGGAUGAGUUUCCAAUGCCACGCAGUGGGCGACAUUUGUGGGGUCUGUUGCAUGAAGAGUCGCCGCGCAAUGUGCCGUUUGUGCCGUACACUGAGUUUUUGCGCCACUUCAAUUAUACGUCCACAUUUAGUCGCUACAGCGACUUGCCACUGACCACCCAAUAUCUGCCGCAUCCCAGCGAUUUGACGCAACUCGACUAUCAGUCGACGUUCCUGAACAAGCAGCGUCAUCAGUUCAAUGAGCAGCUCGCAUCAGUUGUCUUCCUGCAGACCGAUUGCAACACAAUGUCCGGCCGUGAGGAUUAUGUGCGCGAACUGAUGAAACACAUCCAAGUCGACUCCUAUGGCAGUUGUCUGCACAAUCGCGAUCUGCCAGAGCAGCUGCAAAAUGAUUAUCUCAACAAUCUGUAUUCGGAUGCAUUAUUGCGUUUCCUUUCACCCUACAAAUUUAUGAUUGCCAUUGAGAACGGCGUUUGUGAGGAUUACAUUACCGAAAAGUUCUGGCGUCCUCUCAUGGCGGGCAUUAUACCCAUCUAUUUUGGUUCGCCUAGCAUACGCAAUUGGCAGCCGCAAAAUCAAUCUGCCAUUUACAUUGAUGAGUUUCCCAAUGCGUCCGCUUUGGCCGCACAUCUGCAACAGGUGGGCGGCAAUGAGAGUGCUUACAACGCCUACCUGGGCCACAAGUUCAAUCGUCGCCAGCCCAUUCAGAAUCCGUUGCUGGUUAACCACUUACUGAUGCGUGGCUAUCAAAUGAGACGCAGUGGCGAGCUGAGUAAUGAGGAUUCACUAUUCCAUAAAUUCGAGUGCUUGAUGUGCCGACGCGCCGCUUGGACGGACCAGCGGCGACCGGCCAAUAAGCGCCACUAUAACUGCCCACUGCCACCGGUGUAUGCACCGCUCGAGCAGCAGAAGGAGCCCAAAUAUGCGGCGGACUGGCGUUCAAUGAUGGGCGUGGGUCGGUGUCAAGCCCAGUUACUGGAUGCAUUCUGGCGAGCGAAUAUCCCAUAUACCAAAGCAGAAUUCGAUGCCCGCUUAAGCGAGAUGAUGGAACAGAACAAGUGCAAUUAACUAUACAAUUUAUAACAUUUUUGAGCAAUAUGUACUAUUAUUAACCUCAGACGAUUAAUAUAAUAUUUAGUAAUAAGU
This is a messenger RNA of Drosophila grimshawi, 1582 nucleotides long. It is a transcript of the gene FucTB, whose product is annotated as alpha-(1,3)-fucosyltransferase B. Gene Ontology annotation, molecular function: alpha-(1->3)-fucosyltransferase activity. Gene Ontology annotation, cellular component: membrane. The coding region runs from base 170 to 1504 and encodes 444 amino acids. The record is from RefSeq and is a predicted model, not a curated record. NCBI's taxonomy places the organism in Eukaryota, Metazoa, Arthropoda, Insecta, Diptera, Drosophilidae. The transcript has 4 exons.